Molecule: messenger RNA, 582 nt
Organism: Cooperia oncophora
Lineage: Eukaryota; Metazoa; Nematoda; Chromadorea; Rhabditida; Trichostrongylidae
Source: the annotation of a GenBank genome assembly
AUGGUAUUCUCAACUACGGAUCUGCUCAACAUGUUCAUGAAAAGGGUUCAGCUCACCACCCCAUUGGCGAUUGCGGUUAUAGCUCGGUUCAAUAUGAAAAAGAAGUCUCAUUACUGGAGUCGUAGGCCGUGUCAGUCGAGAAGAAAAUCCACCCGACUUCGCGAUACAUGUUUGGAUACCGACAAAGAGAAUGCUGAAUUACCUAUUGACCACACUCCAGUGGUCACCUCCGACAGCACUUUGCCUCAAUUUCCUUCUAUUGGGCAUGUUCAAAAGAAUGAAAGAAGUGCUUCUGUCGAAAUAAUCAACAUUAUCAACCGUGACGAAGUGGAUAAGUGUAGUAUUCGUUUCACCCUGCACGGCUUGGGUAUUCUAACACCUGAUGAACUUAUCUCAAUGGGUUUGGAGAAGACCCAUGCCUAUUGCAUUUAUUCUACAUUGAAGGCUAGAAGGGAGAGUGCAAACCGAGAACCGAGCAAACAAAUCGAAACUUCUGGAGAGUUGAAUAUCUAUGUCGCAGAAUUGACUCAUUUCGGUGGAGACCUCGUCUACAAAAUGAUUCAUCUCCCAAGGAAAACGAAG